AUGGAAAAGGUUAGGCAUAAAUGUGGUUUUCCUAAUGGAAUAGAUGUUGAUUCGGAUGGCAGAAGUGGUAGUUUAUCUUUAGGUUGGAAUAGUGAUUCUAAGAUUACUCUUCGAUCUUUUUCACGAAGACACACUGAUGUCAUAAUUGAUGAGGACUUGGAGGGGAAAACUUGGAGAUGUACGAUGUUCUACGAAGCGCCAGAGGAGACUAUGCAUGAAGCAUCUUGGAACUUGUUACGAACAUUGAAUGACUCCCUAUAUAUUUCUUGGAUUGUUAUAGGGGAUUUCAAUGAAAUUGCAUUUUCAACUGAAAAGAAAGACGGGCUUCUAAGGAGGGAAAGACAAAUGUGUAGAUUUCAGGAUGUUAUGGAAGAUUGUUCUCUCACUAAUCUUGGUUAUAGUUGGCAGUGGUUCACUUGGGAAAAAGAUCGUAUAAGAAAUAAAAAUAUUCAGGAACGUUUAGAUAGAGAUCAUUGUCCUUUAUUGCUUAAUUCAAUUUUCGGAAAUCAACAUCCAAAGCAGGGGUAUUUUAGAUUUGAAACAACUUGGCUUUUGGAGGAAACGUAUGAAAUGGAGUUGCUUAAAUUGAAUGAAGCUAUUCCCACGGAUGAGAUUUUGGGAGAAAUUGUGGAGAUGAAACUGGCGCUUAACAUAGAGGCUGAUAGGGAUGAGCUUUAUUGGGAACAGAGAGCCAGAGCGAAUUGGCUGAAAAAUGGGGAUAGAAACACAAAUUUUUCCAUUGAUCAACAACGGAUCGUCGACGGAGAAAUUGGGUAG
This is a messenger RNA of Gossypium raimondii (Peruvian cotton), 777 nucleotides long. RefSeq lists its product as uncharacterized. Bases 1 to 777 code for a protein of 258 amino acids. The transcript has 3 exons. Lineage: Eukaryota; Viridiplantae; Streptophyta; Magnoliopsida; Malvales; Malvaceae. The record is from RefSeq and is a predicted model, not a curated record.